GCAGAUGAUAAUAUCUAGUGCGCAGUUGAUCGUAGUGCGCAUUGGGAUAGUUUUUGAGUGUAGACGAGGGAAUAGCGGCGCUAAAGAGUAACCAACAACUUUGUGAAUGUGCUCUUGCUCCAUUCUCAUGUUUUAAUUGGUUGAAAUCGACUGCCGAGGAAACCCGACACCCAUGUAAGUAAAUGAACUGCAAAAUAAAAAGUUUGUGCAAAUACUGUGACAUUCUUGAAAGAAUUGUCCUACUUGUUGAUUCUUGUGUUCUUGCGUGAAUGCGCAGAUGGGAAGGCUCUUCAGAAGUUAAUUUUAGUUUUCGUUUCAUGGUUCGACAGUUCCGUUGGUAAUCUGCUAUUUCUGUAAAAUGGACUUUGUUUCUGAAACUACCACUUCUUUAAUUCAUUUUUCGAAACAGGAUUGCGCUGACAUGCUGUUAACACAUGCUGUUAAUUCAUGUGUAUAUGGAUAUUCAAAGAACCUGAUUUCUGUGUGUAUUUAAGAUAUGGAUACCGAAAACACUGCCAGCAACUCGGAUAAAAUUGGUGCUUCAAAGAUGUCUGGCCCAGUUAUUAGUGCGGUCAGACUUCAGCGAAAUCAAGCCGAGAAACAGCGACGAGACCGGCUGAAUGGUUAUAUUAAUGAACUGGCAACUUUGGUCCCUAUGGUGAAAAAUUCUUCAAAACCUGUUGAUAAAGUUAGUGUGCUGAGAUUAGCAGCUGCCCAUAUGAGACUCAACAUCAGUUGUUUGAAUCCAGCACGUUUCAAGAGCAAACUUUCAGUUUUGCCAUCUUCAGUUAUAUCAUAUUUAGAAAUAUUAGAAAAAAAUAUGGGAGGUUUUAUCGUUGCUACUACUUUUGCUGGAACUGUUGUUUUUUGUUCAAAAUCAGUAGAAGAAUUUCUUGGGUAUCAAAAUAUUGACUUUAUGGGGCAGUCUAUCUACAACUACGUACCAAGUAAAGAAAUUUCGCAUUUUGAAAAGAAAAUCAGUUCUGUUAUUUCUCGAUAUAAAAAAGGAAAUUCAAAAAAAGUUCCUAAGUCGCUUGUUCUACAUCUACAGAAGCGUCCGUUACCUCGUACUAAUGAUAUCAGUUACCAGAAAGUAAUAAUCAAAAUUUCAGUUCAUUCUAAUGAAGCCCAAAAUGAUCCAAAUAAAGAAGAACAAGUUGCAGUAAAGGGCAAAAAAGCAUUGAAACAUAAAGACUUUGGUACAUCUGCAUUGGUAUUAAUGUUUAUUGAACCUGUGAAAUCUCCUGGAAAGAUUCCUAUGCCCUUUUCUUUGAAGCAGCAUGAUGUUUAUGUAACUUUACAUGGAAUACGAGGAGAAAUAAUUGAAGCUGACCACAACAUAUCUACUAUUACUGGCUAUAUGCCUUGUGAUGUCCUUGGAAAGUCAGCUUAUGAAUACAUAUUUGAAACAGAUGUACCAAUUGCACAGUUUGCUCAGAAAGCUAUGUUCACAAGUAAUGAUGGAAAAGGAAUAAUAACCUAUAGACUGAAGACAUUUAAUUUGAAGUACAUCUUUUUGCAAAGUACAGGAUUUUUGUUCAAGGAUUCGGCAAAUCAAAUUCAACGAUUUGUUUGCUACAAUAGAUGGUUGAGUGAUGAAGAAGGAGAGCGUGAACUCAAGAAAUUUCAAGAACGAUUUUCACCUGCAAGCUUUGCUGCAAGACAAUUAGAAGCCCAGAAAAAUAAUUCAGAGAGCAAGAUGGUGUGCUUGAACUCGCCAGAGGAAAAUAGCAUGGUUAAUGGUAAUUUAAAUGACUCAUCUUUUUCUGCUCAUUCUAUUGAUGUAAAUAGGGAUUCCAAUAAUAUGAGCAUGCCAGUUGCUAAACGUACCAAAAAUAUAAAAAGUCCUAUAAAUGAGUUGAAUGGUAAUUUGAAUGGAAAUAUCUUGGGGAAUGAUUAUAAUGUGGAAAAAAUGGAAGUAUGCUCUUAUUAUCAAAGUGCAGAUUUGAUUUCGUGGAAAAAGUAUGUGAAACAAGAAAAACAUAUAUAUGAUACUUUACCCCAGUCUUUAAACUCCCAUGAAAAAAAGCAAGAUCUAAGUUUGACACAAUUUUCUAAUAAUUAUGCUAUGGAUGGAAGUGAUAUCACCUAUUUUAAUACAAGAAAUGGAGAUGUUAAUUAUGAAUUAUUUCAAGAAGAAAAGAUGCCACCUUAUGCAGAUGUACAGUUGCAAGAUCCUUACAACACACAAACUAAACAGAUGCCUUCAUCUGUACAGCCAUGUGCUAGCUACUCAUAUCAGGAACUUCCUUCUGAUCAUCGUUCAAAUUUUGAAAAUCUUAUGCCAUCUCGUAUGAGUUUUUAUAAAGUGACAGAUAAUGGCUCUUACAGUAAUAUAAUGGAUAUGCGAAGUGACCAGUAUAACUCAACUUCACCCACUGUACCUUUUGUAAAAAAUAACUUGAAGAGUCACUCAUAUGACCACUGCAAUACUAGGCAAAUUAGAUUACUCGAUAGUGAUUGUACUCAUCAAAAUGGCAAUUCAUAUCAUUUGAAUUCAUCGGAGAAUGGUGCUUAUCAUAAUAUCCAGUCACCAAAAAUCGCUACUUACAACAAUAAUUUUUCAUCUAAUGGAGAUAAUAUGUAUGGCAGUGUUAACACAUAUGGAAAAAGUUUAACUAAGCAUGAUGCAUUUGGAUUUCAGAAAGUUAUUAAUCCAAAAAACGCCAUGUUAAAUUGCCCUGAAAGUAUAAAUUGUAGUAAAAGUGAUGAUUCAAAUAUCUCCAGCAUUUUUUCUACUCUAUCUAGUAGAGAUAAGUGGGAAUUGCUCAAUAGUUCAUGCGACUCUAAAAAUAGGAAUAAAUCGUUUAAUGUUGAAACAAUAAAUUCCAAGGAUUCUAGAUUACAGCAUGCUAUGUUAGAAACAUAUUCUGAAACAAUCACUAGUAAUGGUGAUCUGUGCGAGAAGUCAACAAAUCAAUCAUGUAUAGCAAUUCCAUCAACAAAUCAUGAGAAUAGUUUUGAUUAUAAAGUUAGCCAAAAACUGUACAAUGAGCUUGAUAUGUUUUUUGAGAACUUUUCCGAUUGAUUCUGCAUAAAAUGAAUGUUCUUUGUAACUUGCACAAUAGCUUUAUUAGGUUUAAAAUGUCAGUUUUUUUUCUUUCAUGUUUUGCCUUUAUCCUUCUUUCAACCUUCUAAGCCAGCACUUUCUCAUCUAAAACCCAAACUGACUAUUUAAUUAAAUUUUCUGUAAAAUAAAAUAAUAUCAGUGAUUCUAAUUUAAUUUUUUAGCAUAGAUCUCUCCCCCCCCCCUCCCUUCAGUUUACCUUAUCUUUUAAAGAAAUAUAAUAUUUGAAUUGCUGGCUGCUACAUGGUGCUAGGUUGGUUAAAUGCAAUAAUGCCCAGAAAUGGAAGUUUGACAUUGAAAUUAAUAAUGAUAUUUAAAAAAAAAAACUUCAGAAUUAUAUUGCUGUUGGUAUUGAAUAUGAGCUCAUGAUUACUAGUUAAAGUGUUGCAUAUUUUUCCUUUAAAAUAGGAAAGGUUUUAAUGACUUCACAGUGCAAUAUUGUAAGGCUGGUACUAUAUCAUGAAUAUUUAGUCAUAGUAAUAAUUGUUCUUUUUAAAAGAAUUUCAUUAAAAAAUAAAUUAUUGUUGAAAUUAUAUAUUACAAAUUUAUACACAUAUUUGAAGCAUUUUAGCUGACGAUAAAACUGUGAUCAUCUUUUAAGAGCUUUAUUGGAAAUAUUUUAAUCUAAAAGUUGCUUCAGAUUCAUAUAUAUAUAUAUAUAUAUAUAUAUAAGUGUUCAUGAAUUGCAGGGUAGAAUAAUAAUGGUAUAUUUUUAAGAAAUAUUACAGAUAUCUAUAUUAAUAUAUGAAUAACAAAUUUGAUGGAAUUAUACUAAAAUACUGAGGAAUCAUUAUAUGAUGAUCAUUUUUAUUAUGGAAAUAAAAUGUUGAUUAAACCUUACAAGAAAUUUUUUUUAGUGUAUCAAAAUUGUCAUAGAAUAAUUAUAAGUCGUUUUGUGUGCAUCAAUGGUAAGAGAAUUUUUUUUUUUUUUUUUUUUCCUUAAUACUUUCAAAAUAAAGAAAUUUGGGUUCAAAUUUUUAGAAUUGAAUUCAUCUAAAAUUUCACACUUUUUUUUAUUUGAAAACUGGUUGUAUUUAAUAAGCAUGUGACAGUAAUAAUACUUUUGCUGUAAAGUCUUUUAACCCUUUUGAAAUUUUUGUUUUUGAAUAUAUAUCAAACUCUUUCAUAUACAUAAAACAUUUAACUAAAACAUAUAUCUAAUGAAUUCCCAAUGUAUUUUAAAUAUAAAUUCAAAAUUUUCUAAGCAUAUAGUCAUUUAAAGAAUUGCAUGCUUUAAAAAAAUAUGCAGAAUUUUUGUGAAAAUCUAGAUUCACAUGGUGCUAUAGAGGACCAAAAUAAAAAUGCCCUUAUGGUGGCUACGAAAUAAAUAUUUUCCACCAAAAAAUAUUUCAGAAAUAGAUAAAAAAUAUUAAAUAUUUCCCAAUUCCUGAACUAAGUUUUUUUUAUCCAGUUGUUAGCAUAUUCAAAAUUGAGUUAAAUGAUAAUUUUAUUGUUUUGAUCUGCCUCUUUUUUUUCUUGUAUUUUGUGGGGAAUUUGAAGACUAUAUAAGAAUUAAUUUUUAUGCAAAAAUUUUAUUUUAUUUUGUGUAAUUUAACACAAAGAAUAAAUUUAUAUUCUUAACAUUACUUUGUGCAUGAUUUAAUUUACUUUUAAAGGCUGCAUAUUUAUGUAGCAAAACAAAGUGAAAGUAGAUAGGUCUUAAGAGAUUUCUGAGUUUGCUUAUUUGAACUAAAUAUUUCAUACUGAAAUGGGUUUGUAUAAAGCAUAUUCAUAGAAUGUGUCUUUGUGUGAUAUUCAGUGUACAGCAUAUAUUUUGAAAUGUUUUUUUUUUUUUAAUUUCUUAACAUGUUUUAUAAUAAUAGGUUAUAUUAUAAAAUUUAUUAUGAACUUUCUAAUUAUGAAGUAAUAAUUCGGUUUUUUUACAUGUUUCAAAUUUGAUAUAAUGAAAUGUAUUAUUUGUACUCGCUUUGAAUUUUAAAAUCAUUUUGUAGAACUAUUAUUUAUUAACUAUAAUCAUGUUAUUUAGUGUUUUUGAAAUUCUUUUCUUAAUGUGAUAUGUUUAUUAAAAUGAGAAAAAUGAAUUCAUCCUCAUUGGUGGUAAUUUCAAAAUAGUCAUUUUAUGCAGUUUCACAAUGAGAUGACUGACUUAUUAUGAAAGUUAUAUUAAGUAGAAAUUAGUGCAGUCAUGUUAUGUUUAUUUAAAUGUUUAUUGUGUAAUGAAAGCUGAAAAGAAAGAAUUCUGCCGAAUGAAAUUUUUAUGUGAUCUUCAUGGGUAAUUUUUUUUUUUUUUUAAUAAAAUCAUUUUUUAAGAAAAAUGUAUUUUCAAUUUUGAUUCUUUAAAAUUUUUAAACAAAAUUAGUGCAAGCAAAUUGAAUAUAUGAAAAGAAACUUGAAAUAUAUUAAUCUUAUUAUUAAAAUAUAUUAAAUAAGUGUUGUAUUGUGAAAUGGUCUUGAUUUUUCUUAAUUCUCUGUUUUAAAAAUAUUUCAAAAUUCUUUUUAUCUGUUUUUCUUUAAAAUUUCCCCACCCCUACUUGUAAUGUAUGUUGUUGAAGAAUGAAAAGUAUAUAAUUUAUUUGAAACCAUUUUGCAUCCUAAUCUCUAAUUAUAUGUAUUGGUGUAACAAGAAAACUUUGCGUCACAAAUUAUCUGUGAUUUAUAUAUAUAUAUAUGUAUAGAGAGAGAGAGAGAGAUAUAUGUUUUAUAUUUUCCAUUCCUGGAAGAUUUUGUUGUCUAUAUUAGAAAUAUAAAAGUUUAAUUGCAGGCAAAUUAAAAGAUGAAAGGUUGUAAUCAUUUUAUUUUUGUUAUUGUUUGUUUAAAGUCUAGAGAAUUGAAUUGUUUAUUAUUCAAUUUGUUUUUUUCAUUGCACAAUUCUGUGAUGGUCUGUAUCAAGGCUAAUUGUUUUUUAAAAACCGGUUUUUUUUUUUCCUUCAAUUUGGGAAAUUAAUUUUUUAAAUUUUGGCACUUAUUUUCAAUUUACAGUUACAUCUCACUAUUUGUUAUUGAUAAGAUAAAAAGACAGGAUUAAGUUAAAUUUGAAUGAUCAUAAUUGCCUUUUUGUGUAAAACUUUGUUUCUUCAAGGUUUUAUUAAACACCAUUUUUUUUUUUUUUUGUAAAAAAAAAAAAAAAAGAAAAGAAAAUUUGUCAAGACAUAAUUAUCAAAUUUAUUUUAAUAAAAAAAAAAAUAUAUGCUUUUUAAAAAUUAUAGUACUGACUAAACUAAAUAUUCACUUAAAACAAAUUUUAUCAAUGUUUUAUAUAAAUUUUCCCUUUGUAAGACAUAAUAUUCAUUGCAUGUAAUUUUCUGUUGAUUGAUUUAUAUAUCUAUUUAUAUAGUUAAUAUUCAAAAACCGGUUUUUCAAAAGUCAUUUUAAGGAUAAAUAAUUUCUACAUCAUAAAAUCUGUUUAUUCAUAUUCUUUGUUGAUUUGUAUGUUUUGUUUUAUUUUCGUUGAUUUUGAAGAUAUUUUUACAAUUUUAUGUGGAACAAUGUUUUUACGACUACCUCUAUAUAGUGUAGUAAAACUGUAUUUUGGUACAAAAAAUAAUUUUCACCCAAAGUUCAAAGAGCAAAAUGUUAAUAAUUGUACAUAAAGGAGAAGUAUGAUACAUAAAGAAAAUAUUGCAUGUUCCAUAUUUUCUUGUCAUUUUCUGUAUAAUGUUGAUAUUGUGUGCUGAUAACACUCUUUUUCUGUUUCUUGUCAUUCAUUAUCUCAAAUUAUUCAUUACUUUAUAGAGUAAAUAAUUUAAUGACAAGUCUGAAUCAGUUCUUAUGUUAUUGAGGGAGAAGAGUAUCAUGCACAUUGUCUUUCAGAAUAAAGCCAUUUGUUUGAUUUAUUAAAAAAUCAUAUAUAUUAACUAGUAUUGGAAUGUUGUGCUCCUUUUUUUUCCUACAGAACUUCGGUUAACUC
Argiope bruennichi is the source of this 6935-nucleotide messenger RNA. Its product is annotated as circadian locomoter output cycles protein kaput-like. Gene Ontology annotation, molecular function: RNA polymerase II cis-regulatory region sequence-specific DNA binding; DNA-binding transcription factor activity, RNA polymerase II-specific; protein dimerization activity. Gene Ontology annotation, biological process: regulation of transcription by RNA polymerase II. Bases 497 to 3028 code for a protein of 843 amino acids. Gene Ontology annotation, cellular component: nucleus; cytoplasm; transcription regulator complex. The record is from RefSeq and is a predicted model, not a curated record. The transcript is spliced from 12 exons. NCBI's taxonomy places the organism in Eukaryota, Metazoa, Arthropoda, Arachnida, Araneae, Araneidae.